AUGUCUUUCCUUCAUAAUCAUUCUUGCGAGUGCGUUAAGUCAGAAUUGAAUUUGUUUGCACUACCGUCUACACAAACUAGCAUUGAAAAUGGAUUGUGGAUUCAUUAUAAACCAAUUUCAUCUCUUGGUGAUGAUGGACCUAUCGAGUUUCAAGUUCCUGGGACCGGCGAUGACUACAUAGAUUUGUCUCAUACAUUACUCCACAUAAAGGCAAAAGUAUUAAAUCAAGAUUCAACUAACUUGGUAUCUACUACAAUAGUAGCACCUGUAAAUAAUUGGCUGCAUUCACUUUUUAGUCAACUUGAUGUUUAUUUAAACCAAAAACUUGUAUCACCACCUAAUAAUACCUAUGCAUAUCGAGCAUACAUGGAAACCCUUUUAAACUAUGCCCCUGCUGCUAAACAAUCUCAUCUUACUUGUAGCCUUUGGUAUGAGGAUACAGCAGGAAAAAUGGAUUCUACAGAUGGUAAAAACAUAGGAUUUGUUAAAAGACAGGAAUUGAUUAGUGAAAGUAAGGAAAUAGAAAUGAUUGGUCAUCUUCACGGUGACAUUUUUAACCAAGAUAAAUUUUUAAUUAAUGGUGUUGAAAUGAGUGUUAAAUUGGUUCGAUCAAGAGAGAGUUUUAAUUUAAUUGUUGGGUCGAACGAUGUAAAGUUUAAAGUUUGCAUUACGGACGCAACUCUUAUUGUGCGACGAGCACGAAUUAAUCCAAGUGUAUUACUCGCACAUCAAAAAGUUUUAGCUUCUACCACUGCUAAAUAUCCUAUUACUCGAACUGAAGUAAAAGUUUUAACAAUUCCUUCAGGUGUUCAAGGAAAAACUCUUGAUAAUAUAUUUUUAGGACAGGUACCGAAAAGAUGUAUAAUUGGAUUUGUGAACAAUUCUGCAUUUAAUGGCUCCCUUACUAAAAAUCCAUUUAACUUUGAAAACUAUGGUAUUAAUUCUUUCAGCUUAUAUAUUGAUGGUCAACAAAUACCUUCAAAAGCUUUGCAACCAUCUUUUAAUAAUAGCAUAUUUACAUCAGCAUAUCAUACUCUAUUCUCGGGAACUGGUAUUCACUUUCUUAAUGAAGGAAAUGGAAUCUCUUGUGAACAGUAUGGCAAAGGUUACUGUCUAUUAGCAUUUGACUUAACUCCUGAUUUAUCAGCUAACUCAUCAACUCAUUGGAAUCUCAUAAAGCAUGGUAGUGUAAGAAUAGAAGUACGAUUUGAAUCCUCAUUAAUACAAACAAUUAACUGUAUAGUUUAUGCUGAGUUUGAUAAUAUUAUUGAGAUAGAUAAAAACAGAAAUGUUACUGUAGACUAUAGUAGUUAA
Molecule: messenger RNA, 1314 nt
Organism: Parnassius mnemosyne (clouded apollo)
Lineage: Eukaryota; Metazoa; Arthropoda; Insecta; Lepidoptera; Papilionidae
Source: the annotation of a GenBank genome assembly